Molecule: messenger RNA, 320 nt
Organism: Caenorhabditis elegans
Lineage: Eukaryota; Metazoa; Nematoda; Chromadorea; Rhabditida; Rhabditidae
Gene: C14A6.7
Product: DUF5107 domain-containing protein
Exons: 4
Coding region: 1-315 (104 amino acids)
Source: RefSeq, marked reviewed
AUGCCUGAAAAAAUUUUUUACGAUGAGAAGGAUUUGGAUCCGACCCUCCGCGAAUUCUGGCUUGACGGGUUGGCUCAGCAGGCGAGAAGAGACGCCUACACCGCCGAAGCAAGUGGAAAUCACAAAAAAGCUCGGGAGCUUUUGAAAAACGCGGAAAAAUACGAGGCUGAGGCGGAGAUUAUUCACGAGGAAAUUGCUCAAUCGUGGAAAGCUUCCCGAAAUGCGAAAGAAUUCUCAAAUUUUCAACUAAUAAUCCUUGCUCUGUCUCCGGCACUUUUCGUUAUUUUAUUCUAUUUCGCCUAUAAACUUGAUUGAAGUUU